ACUUCGCAUUUCAGAGGAAAAGAAACUUAGAGACUCUCUCUCUCUCUGUCUCGCAGUGCAUGAGUUCAGGAAAAUGGCCGAGGCCAGUAUUUCAGUAGAUCAGGACCAGUUCCUCUGUUCAGUUUGUCUGGAUCUACUGAAGGAUCCAGUGACGAUCCCCUGUGGUCACAGUUUCUGUAAGGUGUGUAUUAAUGACUGCUGGGAUCAGGAUGAUAAGAGCGGAGUUUAUCGCUGUCCUCAGUGCAGAGACACUUUCACACCAAGGCCUGUUCUACGCAGAAACAACAUGCUGUCUGAAGUGGUGGAGAAACUGAAGAAGACUGAAGUCCAAGCUGCUUCUCCUGCUCACUGUUACGCUGGACCUGGAGAUGUGGAGUGUGAUUUUUGCACCGGGAGAAAACACAAAGCCGUCAGGUCCUGUCUGGUGUGUGUGGCUUCCCUUUGUGAAACUCACUUAAAACCUCAUCUUGAAAUUCCUGCUUUAAAAAAGCACAAGUUAGUCGAAGCUUCUGGAAAUCUACAAGAGAAGAUCUGCUCUCAGCAUGAUAAAGUGCUGGAGAUCUACUGUCGUACUGACCAAAGCUUCAUCUGUAAUCUCUGUACGAUGCAUGAACACAGAGGUCAUGACACAGUCGCAGCUGCAGCGGAAAGAACUGAAAAACAGAGUGAGUUAAAGGAGGAGCAGAUGAAAUCCCAGCAGAGAAUCCAGGAGAAGCAGAAGAAGGUGCAGGAGCUGAAACAGGCUGUGAACACUAUAAAGCGCAGUGCACAGACAGCAGUGGAGGACAGUGAGAGGAUCUUUACUGAGCUGAUCAGCUCCAUGGAGAAAAAGCGCUGGGAGGUGACGGAGCUGAUCAGAGAUCAGGAGAAGGCUGAACUGAGUCGAGCUGAACGACUCCUGGAGCAACUGGAGCAGGAGAUUGCUGAUCUUCAGAGGAGAGUCACUGAGCUGGAGCAGCUUUCACACACACACGAUCACAUCCAUUUCCUCCAGAGUUUCCAGUCUCUCUGUGUCUCUUCUGGACGUGAGGACUCACCCAGCAUCACUGUCAAUCAACAUCUCUCAUUUGAUGGAGUGAGGAAAUCUCUCUCUGAUCUGAAAAAGAGACUCGAGGAAUUCUGCCAGGAGGAAUUCAUCAAAAUCCCUGAACAUGCUGCAGCAGUUCAGAUGAUUUUACCCUCAGAACCAAAGAGCAGAGAAGAUUUUCUGCACUAUUUCUGUGAUCUGACUCUGGAUCCCAACACAGUAAAUUAUUACCUCAUUCUGUCUGAGAAGAACAGAGUGGUGACGUGCAGUAAGAAAAAGCAGCCGUACUCUGAUCAUCCAGAGAGAUUUGAUUACUGGGAGCAGGUGUUGUGUAAGGAGAGAGUGUGUGGACGCUGUUACUGGGAGGUGGAGUGGAGCAGUGAGGGAUAUGUGUUCAUAUCAGUCUCAUAUAAAGACAUCAGAAGGAAAGGACGGGGUAAUGAGUGUCGGUUUGGAUUCAACAAUCAGUCCUGGAGUCUGCAGUGUUCUUCUUCUUCUUCUCUCUCUUUCUAUCACAACAGCAUUAACACUGCUCUCAGAGUUCCAUCCCCCUCCAGAAUAGGAGUGUAUGUGGAUCACAGUGCAGGAACUCUGUCCUUCUACAGCGUCUCUGACACGAUGAAGCUCCUCCACAGAGUCCACACCACAUUCACUCAGCCUCUAUACGCUGGGUUCAGGCUGCGUUCUCCUGGAUCAGCUGUGAGAUUGUGUGAUCCAAAAUAAAAUAUUAAAUGAUUUGACGUUUUUAAAAUUAAGAUGAACAGCUUUACUUUUAUAUAGAGAGUUUAAGUCCAAUAAAGAUGGAACAUGAGGAAAGUCUUUUACAGACCCUCCAGGAUUUCGCGAUGUUGCAAUUUGCAACUUCAACGCAAAUUCUACCAAUCCCCACGAAUUCAGGGCGGGGCUAUAUCCAAUCACCGCAACUUUCCCACAAAUUUGACCAAUCGUUGGCGUCGUCUUGAGGUGACGUCAACAAACUACCUUCCACCUUACUUCCGUGUUUCCGUUCAAGAGAAGCAGCAUGUGCGCAGUGUUGCCAGAUUGGGCGGUUUUAAGUGCAUUUUGGCGGGUUUUGAACAUAUUUUGGGCUGGAAAACGUCAGCAACGCUGAAAGUGUGUUAUGUUUACAGUGAAGGACUGUGUGCUCUUUACAUUAUUUUUUUACUUAAUACUUUUGCACUUUAACUUUUGAACCAACAGGUGCAUUUGGAUAAGUAAAGCCUAUUUUUCUGCAUUUUUGUAGUCCUGGUAAUCUUUUAUAUUGGUAAAGUUGUUUAUAGGACCAUUUCUCAGUGUCUUUGUUUUUUUAAUCAAUAGUUUUUCAGUAAUAACUUAAUAUUUAACAUAUCACUCAAUUUUCAUCACAAAAAGAGAAAAUCGUAACAAUUUCUCGCAACUUUCACUUCCUCCCGCAAUGUAAUCGCCACAAAAUCCUAAAAAAACACCGCCACUUUCAUCGCAAUUUUUUGGAAAACCCCCCGCAACAUCAGACAUUUUAGCCCGCAACAAUCACAAAAAAGGCCCGCGAAAUCCUGGGGGGACUGCUUUUAGAUUUUCUAAUAUUUAUUUAUAAUAUGAGAUCUUCAUUUCUCUGUCUUUUAGGAGAUUUAAUAUUAUAAUUGUGACCAUUAUAUAAAAAUAAUUAUCAGAACUUAAAAAAAAAAAACAUCUGCAUUAUCAUAACUGCUAUAAUUGCUGGCACAUUAUUUUUUUAAAUAUUCAAAUGAAAUUUUCCAGCUUUACAGUUUUAUUAAUAUUAGAUUAAUGAUCAUUGUAUCACUUCGACAAACUUAUCAUAUUGUAAUCUCAGAGGAAAUGAAAAUGAAUCGCAGUAAUGUGUUGUUCUUCUGUCUGUAUCUCAUUAUAUUAUCUGUCUACUGACUGUCUCAAUUAUAGCAAUACAUCAAGUGUAUAAUAUUAUUAAAUUAUUAACAUUUCCUCAAAUAUUUUUCUCAGUGAAUGUAGCUUUUUUUUUUCUUUCUAUAAAUCACCAGGGUUGAUAAUGUACGUAGCUAACAAGCUAAGAAUUUGGGAAAAUGUUAGCAUAACAGCUAACAGAUUAGCAUCGUGAAAGGAUUUUCUGUUUUGUUAAGUUCACUAAUUAUUAAUCUUCCACAUGAAUCAUUAAGUCUGUCCUUGUCCUGUAUAUUCAGUCACAAUUUCCUGUAAACAUCUUGUGAUAAACUGUAAAUCUGUUGUUGGAGGACUGGAAUAUAAUUAUUCUGCCCUUGUUAGUUGUUGUGGUCUUGGCAGAUCGCGAACAGAGUUCUUCAAUUGAGGUAUUUCACCUGACGUCACAGGGUCACGUGACGCCCCGGUGUCCGCCAUUUUGAACGUCUAGCUACAUACUAACGCUGCAGACAGAGAGGGAGAACCGGCUUGAAAAAAAACGUGUUACAGACACCUAGAAUAGAUUAAUUUGUCAGUAAGCACUCUAUAAAUAACCAUGGCGUUUGCUUGUUGUGCUGUGGGCUGCCACAACAGACAGGGACAGCGUGCAGGACGCUCCUUUUACCGGUUUCUAGUGAUGGGAAUUUCAGCUCUUUUGGCUCUUCUUACUAUAAGGAGCCGGCUCUUUCGGCUCCCAAACGGCUCCUGAGAUUUUAUUUUUGAUUUAAUUGCUGCAAUUAACUAGUUAAUUAAUUACAUUAUUAUUUAUAUUUUAUCAAUAGGAUGUUUUCCAUUUU
Molecule: messenger RNA, 3714 nt
Organism: Neoarius graeffei (lesser salmon catfish)
Lineage: Eukaryota; Metazoa; Chordata; Actinopteri; Siluriformes; Ariidae
Product: tripartite motif-containing protein 16-like
Exons: 6
Coding region: 74-1750 (558 amino acids)
Molecular function (GO): zinc ion binding; protein binding
Source: RefSeq, a predicted model, not a curated record